AGUCUAGAAUGCAAAUCCUUGUUGGAUUCAUUUAAAACAAAAUCCCCCAGACCUGUGAAUUUCUUUACUUUUUCCAAUUCACUUGAGGUGACUCAUUAGUGUCAGUCAAUUCAAUGUGUCCCUUUCUUGAGAAGUUGUCUCUCACUCCAAUUUACUGCCAUUUGGAGUAUUUGGUCCAAUGCACAAGGGUUUAGUUUUCUAUCAGUAUGGCUGUCAUGUUCCUCAAUAACCAAAGAUUCUCAUUUUCUUGAUUUUCUCCCCAUUUCCAUUCCAAUGGGUUUUCCCCUUGGUUUCUUGCUAUGAGCCCUUCUCUCUUGGUUGUUGCAGUCUCCUUUCAAAAAGUGGCUUUCUUUAUUACCAUCAUUUGGUUUUGGAAAACUGUUUGAUUUUUUCCUAAGCAACUUUGAUUGGGUUAUUAGUGGUUUCUGAAAAUGGAAAGGAAAUCGCAUGGGAGGAGAUUUUCUACCAAAGCUAGAAAGUACUAAUAUUCUUGCAAAAGAGGGGGAAUACCGAAGGCAGCACUUUUCAACUUUUCAUUAAGGGAAAAAAAAGAAGGAAAAUGGCAACAGAUUUGUAAUGCUGUUGAAGAAAGUUGUGAGCAAUAAAAAGGCUGGAGGUUUCUUUGAAGGGGGGCAUGGAGAUUUGAAGUGGUGAGAGAGAGAGAGAGAGAGAGAGAGAGAGAGAGAGAGAGAGAGAGAGAGAGAGAGAGAAUCAUGCCAACAGUUUGGUUGAAUUUGAAGAGAUCAUUGCACUGCAAAUCGGAGCCGUCAGAUGUCCAUGAUCCUAAGGCCAAGAAACACUUGAGCACAAUCUUGACUAGAAAAGUAGCUAGGUCUGGCUGUUCAAGGUCCAUAGCAAACCUCAAGGACGUGAUUCAUGGGAGCAAAAGGCACUUGGAGAAGCCCCCAAGUUGUAGUCCAAGAUCCAUAGGGAGCAAUGAGUUCCUCAACCCAAUAACCCAUGAAGUGAUUUUGAGUAAUUCAAGGUGUGAGCUCAAAAUCACUGGCUUUGGGAGUUUCCAAGAAGGGUUAAGCGGCGGCGGCGGAGAGAGUGGUGGAGGUGGAUCAACAUUUGUAGGUACUUUAAGGCCUGGCACACCUGGCCCUGGAGGGCACCCUACAAUGCACUACUUCAAUCCUUCACUUAGGGCUUCCAAUACUCAAAGAAAGAGUACUAAUGCUUCUCCUUGGUCAGAGAGGGCAGGGUCUGGAUUUGGGGGUUCUGGUAUUUCUGGUGGGAAUUUCUCAAACCCUAAGGGUACAUUGGGAGUAGAUGCAAAUGGGCCAUCAGCUGUGACAUGCCACAAGUGUGGAGAACAGUUUGGGAAGUGGCAAGCUCUUGAGGCCCAUCAUCUGUCUAAGCAUGCUGUUACUGAACUAGUGGAGGGCGAUUCGUCAAGGAAAAUCGUCGAAAUAAUCUGCCGGACAAGCUGGCAGAAAUCGGAGAAUCAAUGGGGUCGAAUCGAGAGGGUUUUGAAAGUUCACAACAUGCAGAAGACUCUGGCCCGGUUUGAAGAGUAUCGAGAAACGGUUAAAACCAAAGCUAGCAAACUCCCCAAGAAACACCCGCGGUGCUUAGCCGAUGGGAAUGAGCUCUUGAGGUUCUAUGGGACAACCGUGGCUUGCUCUCUCGGCAUCCAUGGCUCCUCCAGCCUCUGUGUGUCUGAAAAAUGCUGUGUUUGUCAAAUAAUAAGGAAUGGGUUUUCCACCAAAAAGGAAAGCAAAGGUGGAAUAGGUGUUUUCACCACUUCUACAAGUGCGAGAGCUUUUGAAGCUAUUGAAAUGUACGGUGAUGAUCCAUCUGUGAAGAAAGCUUUGAUAGUAUGCAGAGUCAUUGCAGGAAGGGUUCAUAGGCCGCUGGAGAACAUACAAGAAAUGGCCGGCCAAUCGGGGUUCGAUUCGUUGGCUGGGAAAGUGGGUCUUUAUUCAAAUAUUGAGGAGCUUUAUUUGCUCAAUCCUAAAGCUCUCCUCCCUUGCUUUGUGGUUAUCUGCAAACCCUAAAAUCAAAAGAAAUGCUUGAGUUACUCUUAUGAAGUAGGUGUGAGUCAUUUUUUGGGGGUUUCCUAUGCUAGAAAUCUCUUUUCUUGCUCAUAGAUCAAUAUCUGUGCUACAGUGCUACUCCAUGCUUAUGGUAUCUGUGUUUUACAUGAUUAGUAAUUUGUAUUGGUAAAUCAGAUACUCAGAAAAAUCUGUACAUUCCUUUUGUUCUGCGUGGAGGAUCUGUAUAUUCUCUUGACCA
Messenger RNA from Rhododendron vialii, 2238 nucleotides. RefSeq lists its product as uncharacterized. The record is from RefSeq and is a predicted model, not a curated record. The transcript has 2 exons. Bases 714 to 2000 code for a protein of 428 amino acids. Lineage: Eukaryota; Viridiplantae; Streptophyta; Magnoliopsida; Ericales; Ericaceae.